Molecule: messenger RNA, 2019 nt
Organism: Cygnus olor (mute swan)
Lineage: Eukaryota; Metazoa; Chordata; Aves; Anseriformes; Anatidae
Gene: METAP2
Product: methionyl aminopeptidase 2
Exons: 11
Coding region: 114-1562 (482 amino acids)
Biological process (GO): proteolysis
Molecular function (GO): metalloaminopeptidase activity
Source: RefSeq, a predicted model, not a curated record
CCGGCGGAGGCCUCCAGCCUUCCCGGCGUGCGCCGCGCCCGCCAUAGAGCGGAGGGCCGGCCCCGCCGCUGGGCGCUCGCGGCGUGUGCGGGAGGCGGUGCGGCCGCGGCGAGAUGGCGGCCGUGGGGCAGGCGGCCGAGGCGGAGAAGCACUUCAACGGCGAGCUGCCGCCGGAGCCCGACGACAAGGAGGGCGCGGAGGGCGGCGCGGCGGGGCUCGGCGCGGAGGAUGGCGCCAGGAAGAAGCGCAAGAAGAAGAAGAAGGGCAGAGCGGGGCCCGCGGGACAAGAAACGGAUAAAGAAGUGGAAGGUGCCCUCGAUGAUGUAGCAAAACAAUUGGAUAAGCAAACACUGGAGGACAAAGACAAAGAUGAUGAUGAUGAAGAUGGAGAGGGUGAAGGAGAUGGAGCAACAGGGAAAAAGAAGAAGAAGAAGAAAAAGAAGAAAGGACCUAAGGUCCAGACGGAUCCACCUUCUAUUCCAAUAUGUGAGCUAUUUCCCAGCAACAUAUACCCAAAGGGAGAAGAAUGUGAAUAUCCACCAACGCAAGAUGGGCGAACUGCAGCUUGGAGAAUAACCAGUGAAGAAAAGAAAGCGCUAGACCAAGCCAGUGAGGAAAUCUGGAAUGAUUUUCGGGAGGCUGCAGAGGCACACAGACAAGUGAGGAAAUACGUUAUGAGCUGGAUAAAACCUGGAAUGACGAUGAUAGAAAUCUGUGAAAAACUUGAAGACUGCUCACGUAAGCUGAUAAAGGAAAAUGGCUUAAAUGCAGGCCUUGCAUUUCCUACUGGGUGCUCUCUGAACAAUUGUGCUGCCCACUACACUCCCAACGCUGGAGAUCCAACAGUGCUGCAGUACGAUGAUAUUUGCAAAAUAGAUUUUGGGACACACAUUAGUGGUCGUAUUAUUGACUGUGCUUUUACAGUCACAUUCAAUCCAAAAUAUGACAGACUAUUACAAGCUGUAAAGGAUGCCACUAAUACUGGAAUAAAGUGUGCGGGAAUAGACGUACGUCUCUGUGAUGUGGGGGAGGCCAUACAAGAAGUUAUGGAGUCCUACGAAGUUGAAAUUGAUGGCAAAACAUACCAAGUGAAACCAAUUCGUAAUUUGAACGGGCACUCAAUUGGGCCAUACAGGAUACAUGCUGGAAAAACCGUGCCCAUUGUGAAAGGAGGAGAAGCCACAAGAAUGGAGGAAGGUGAAGUAUAUGCUAUAGAAACCUUUGGUAGCACAGGAAAAGGUGUUGUUCAUGAUGACAUGGAGUGUUCUCAUUAUAUGAAGAACUUUGAUGUUGGGCACGUGCCGAUAAGGCUUCCAAGAGCGAAACACUUGCUAAAUGUUAUCAAUGAAAACUUUGGUACUCUUGCCUUCUGCCGCAGAUGGCUAGAUCGCCUGGGAGAGAGUAAAUACCUAAUGGCACUGAAGAACCUGUGCGACUUGGGUAUAGUGGAUCCAUAUCCUCCCCUAUGCGACAUCAAAGGCUCGUACACAGCACAGUUUGAGCACACUAUACUGUUGCGCCCAACAUGCAAAGAGGUUGUCAGCCGAGGAGAUGACUACUAAACUCAAAGCCACCUCAGCACCUUUAUACACUAGGCUUUGUUGGAACAUAUUAUACCAGAAUUAAUUUGCAACAUAUUGUCUGUUUUAACAGUGGACUGAUGUAAUACUUUCCAUAUUUGGAAAGGAAGUAAUUUAAUUAAAGGCAAGUCUUCUAAUGUAACUAACCAAGGAAAAAGCUUUCAGGCCUUUAGAAAUAUUUCAAAAGUUACUUAUUUUUUCUGUUCAGGGAAAUAUGUGCUAUAAAGCUCAAUUUUUAGUUUGGAAUGAGUUAUACAUUUUGUUUUGAACAUUUAUGAUAAAAGAUGCUUUUCAAAUAUUUAUAUUACCAUAUUCCUACUUGAAUGCUUUGAAUGACUACACCUGAUUUCUGCGCCUAAGUCCUCUAUGAUAUUGCCUUUUAAACUUCCUGGAAUCCAUUUUGUAAAAAAAAACAAAAAUAAAGACAAAUUUUCAGAUC